GGGGACACACCGCCCAGCAGCCCGCGCCUCCCCCUGGUCAACUUUGAGCAGGAGGAGAAGCAACUUUGACAGUGGCUGCGGUUUUCGAAGCCCGCUUCUCCUCGGCAGCGGUAGCCUCGCAAGUGGCUGGGGUCAGAGAGCAAGAGUUUCCUGGGCGCAGCUGUACAGCGUCUGGCUGUUUUGCAACCUGUUUCCAGGGAGCGCGGAACGGGCUUGCAGCUCCUAGUCAUCGUAAGGAGGUGAACUUUCCCCUCAGCUCACCUCGGCCAGCUACUGGAUAAAGCAGCAUCGAAAGGAUGUAAAUAGGCAGAGCAACCGUUACCAAGAAGGCAACCACCCAAAGGCAGGGAGGAGCGUGGGGCUUUUUCCGGGCUUCUCCCAGUCGCAACAUUAAUCAACAGUCAGGUGUUGGUUGCAACUUUUCAAGGUCAGCCACCAGGAGCAGAGAGUCCCUUUCUGAACCUUGGGGAUACGCAGCGCUCGGGCUGGAUUUGGCUGAGAAAUGCACAGGACGCCAAACGAGGAAGGACUGUAGCGCCGGAGGGUUGUGACCCCCAGGACCCAUCCCCCAACCUCCCCGUAAUCUCCCGUCCCCCGCUGCCCCGGCGGCGGUAUGUGACAUGUGUCUAACUCUCAGCAGCAACUUAGGCAGCAGGUGUCGGUCCUAAGCAGGAGCCGCGGCGGCCGGGUGCAUCCUCACCGAGUCAUGCGGGGCCAGGGCGCGCUUCUCGCCCGCACAUCGCGGUUGCUGCUUCUGCUUCUGCUCCUGCUCGAGGUGUCUGCCUCUCCUGCUCUCGGGUCCACCUCUGCUCCCAGGAAUGAAACUUGUCUGGGGAAAAGCUGCUCACCUACACUGAGCCAGCGUCGCAGCAGGGACGCUUGGGGACUGGGUAAUUCUUCAGGAGACCUGCUAACCCAUGCAUCUAGGGAGGGGGGGCAGGAAGCAGCAGCGCGCGCGGUGCCCCUGUGGGACCUGCCGACGGCAGGGAGCGGUGACCCAGGUGCUGGCAGAGGGGCGCAGGCGUCCGCAGCGGAGCGUGCGGGACCUCCAGCCAGGCCACCUGGCACCUGGAGUUUGAAAGGUACCCAGGAUCAGGAACCCCCUGGAACUUUGGAGAGAGGGAACCCCACAGCUCUCCAACUCUUCCUUCAGACCUCAGGGGAAAAGGAGAAGGGUCCUAGAGGCGCUGGAAUCUUCGGGCGCAGCCAGGAACCCAGUGUGAGGACGGAACCUGGAGUCAGCGACCUUUAUUACUGGCCAAGGAGAGCCGGGAAACACCCGGGUUCCCACCACGACGCUCCACCCAAGACGGUCAAUGGACCACCGAGGCACGAAGGGCGGAUGAUUGCACCCCCCGGAAGGGCGCUGGCCCAAAAUGGGUCCUGGGGUGAAGGGGUCAACGAACGCGGGGAUCCCCGCCGGGGAAACAGCACCAACCGGCGCUUGCGACUGAAGAACCCCUUCUACCCGUUGACCCAGGAGUCUUACGGAGCCUAUGCAGUCAUGUGUUUGUCGGUGGUGAUCUUUGGAACCGGCAUCAUUGGCAACCUGGCGGUGAUGUGCAUCGUGUGUCAUAACUACUACAUGCGGAGCAUCUCCAACUCCCUUUUGGCCAACCUGGCCUUCUGGGACUUUCUUAUCAUCUUCUUCUGCCUUCCAUUAGUCAUCUUUCACGAGCUGACGAAGAAGUGGCUGCUGGAAGACUUCUCCUGCAAGAUUGUUCCAUACAUUGAGGUUGCUUCUCUGGGCGUCACAACCUUCACUUUGUGUGCUCUGUGCAUAGACCGCUUCCGGGCCGCCACCAACGUGCAGAUGUACUACGAAAUGAUUGAGAACUGUUCUUCCACAACUGCCAAGCUUGCUGUCAUAUGGGUUGGUGCUCUCCUGUUGGCGCUUCCAGAAGUUGUUCUUCGCCAGCUGAGCAAGGAGGAUUUGGGCUUGAGUGGCCGAGCACCUGCAGAGCGCUGCGUUAUCAAGAUCUCGCCUGACCUGCCAGACACCAUCUAUGUUCUGGCCCUCACCUACGACAGCGCGAGGCUCUGGUGGUAUUUUGGCUGUUACUUCUGUUUGCCUACACUUUUUACCAUCACCUGCUCCUUAGUGACUGCGAGGAAAAUCCGCAAAGCGGAGAAAGCCUGCACGCGAGGGAAUAAGCGGCAGAUUCAGCUAGAGAGCCAGAUGAACUGCACAGUCGUGGCUUUGACCAUUUUAUAUGGAUUUUGCAUUAUUCCUGAAAAUAUCUGCAACAUUGUUACUGCCUAUAUGGCAACAGGGGUUUCCCAGCAAACAAUGGACCUUCUUAAUAUCAUCAGUCAGUUCCUGUUGUUCUUUAAGUCCUGUGUCACCCCAGUCAUCCUGUUCUGUCUGUGCAAACCCUUCAGUCGGGCCUUUAUGGAGUGCUGCUGCUGUUGCUGCGAGGAGUGCAUUCAGAAGUCUUCCACAGUGACCAGCGACGACAAUGACAAUGAAUACACCACGGAACUGGAACUCUCACCUUUCAGUACCAUCCGCCGUGAAAUGUCCACUUUUGGUUCUGUUGGAACUCAUUGCUGAAGGACGUUUGGUUUGGGUAGAUUUCUUUGUUUGAUUUUCAUACCCUGUGAAAGUUUUUACUUUAUAUUUUUCCUUACUGGGAAAUAAAAAAUGCAAAAAAAAAUGAAAAUAAAAAGAGGGAAAUGUUAACUACUGUAGAACUGAUUUUGCAGAUUAAUAUUUGUGCUUUGAAAAAAAAUGUUUAUAUUUAGUUAUUUAAGAGGUAUGAGGAGGCCAAUAGUUUUAGGUCAUUUUAUCUGGUAUGGUGCUAAUAUUUUAUUUUUUAAAAGUUAUUGCACCUUAACUAACUGCUAAUUUUUUUUUUUUUAUAAUCAUUGUAUAUUGAUUAUAGCCAUGUGGUUUUGUAGGUUAUAUUAUGUUUGAGAUGUGACUGAAAGUAUAUUGUAUAUAGUAUAAUGAGAUGAUUUGUAGAAAAGAAACAUUCACAAAGUAGCACCAAAUAAAUUACACUUUAUUCUUUAAUGUCAUU
This is a messenger RNA of Molossus molossus (Pallas's mastiff bat), 3023 nucleotides long. RefSeq names its product G protein-coupled receptor 37 (gene GPR37). Gene Ontology annotation, biological process: positive regulation of MAPK cascade; adenylate cyclase-inhibiting G protein-coupled receptor signaling pathway. The transcript is spliced from 2 exons. Gene Ontology annotation, molecular function: prosaposin receptor activity; G protein-coupled peptide receptor activity. Lineage: Eukaryota; Metazoa; Chordata; Mammalia; Chiroptera; Molossidae. The record is from RefSeq and is a predicted model, not a curated record. Bases 707 to 2554 code for a protein of 615 amino acids. Gene Ontology annotation, cellular component: signaling receptor complex; plasma membrane.